AACUUACUCAACAGAAGAGAGAUCAUAGGUAGAACAAGUUCAAUUAAAUGGACAACACAAGAAUUUCUCUAAGGCCAUUCAACAUUUCUGAUGCUAACAACCUCUUUACAUGGGCUAACGAUGAAAACGUUACAUAUUAUCUAAGAUGGAACACAAUCACAUCAAUUGAAGCAGCAAGAAAUUACAUCCAACAAGUUGUUAUUCCACAUCCAUGGCGUCGAUCUAUUUGUUUGGAUGAUCGAUCAAUCGGAUACGUAUCAGUAAGGCCAGAAUCAGGGAGUGAUCAAAAUCAUAGAGCUCACAUUGGAUAUGCAAUUGGUUCUGAUUAUUGGGGACAAGGAAUUGUUACUAAGGCAUUAAAAAUGGCUAUACCAAUUGUGUUCAAUGAUUUUCCUAAUUUGGUGAGGGUAGAAGCAUUGGUGGAACCUCAAAAUAUAGGGUCACAAAAGGUGUUAGAAAAAGUUGGUUUCAAAAAAGAAGGAUUUUUAAGGAAGUAUGGUUUUAAUAAAGGUGAAAUUAGAGAUAUGUUCAUCUAUAGCUUCUUAUCAACUGAUCAAAUUUUGUGAGGAAAAAGAGGGAGGGUUGGCUUAGGGGCGGAGCUACAAUUCUGCUUAUGAAUUCAGCAAAAUCUAGGCGUUUUGGCCCAAACUCGAUAUUUGUGUUAAAAGAUGUACUUCAUAUAUAUAUAUAAAUAAUUUAACAAAAAUCAAUAA
Molecule: messenger RNA, 713 nt
Organism: Solanum stenotomum
Lineage: Eukaryota; Viridiplantae; Streptophyta; Magnoliopsida; Solanales; Solanaceae
Exons: 1
Coding region: 48-566 (172 amino acids)
Molecular function (GO): acyltransferase activity, transferring groups other than amino-acyl groups
Source: RefSeq, a predicted model, not a curated record